Messenger RNA from Cuscuta campestris, 752 nucleotides. Lineage: Eukaryota; Viridiplantae; Streptophyta; Magnoliopsida; Solanales; Convolvulaceae. The record is from the annotation of a GenBank genome assembly.
AGAAGUUUCAUCACUUCCGUUGGGCAAUUGCAGGCGGCAGGCCAUUGUUGACUCGCCGGAAAUUGCAGCCAUAUUCUCCGUCAUUCGUCUUAGGAAUACUAAAAAUGGCGGCAGGGGAGUCGUCGAUGAGCGGCGGGAUCAGCGCCGGAGCGAACGUAGAGGUUGGGGACUGCCAUUUGGUGGAGAUGUCUCUGUUGCCCGGUGCCGUACCAGCUGACCGUCUUCCUGACGCCGUGGCCUCAUCUACGGACGCUUCAAUUGCUAUUUCCGAUGAUCAAAUUACUCCCUUGCUCCCUAAACCAGAGAGGACUAAGAUCAACAUCUUCACUAUCUCGUACCCUAAGCGAAAGUCUAAUAAGGAGCAAGUGGUAAGGUCAGAAUCCGAUAUGUCACCUUUUAUGGAGUAUAUAAUAUGGGCAUGGAGCGGAUCAAGGUACUCUGGACUACUAUGUGUGACUUUAUCAUCCACAAUCUACUGUACUAUGGAUUUUCUUUCUGAUAUCUUUUCAGGUCAAUCAAUUUCCCUUUUUGAAAUGGCAUUUACAAGGUGUACAUCACUCUUGAUUUUUUCUCUUGUGUGGUUGAAGAGAACCGGACAGCCAAUAUUUGGCCUGAAGAAUGUCACUACACUUUUGGCUUUAAGAGCUAUAGUUGGAUAUUUCUCAUUAUCAAGUUUCAUUUACUGGUAAGAGGUGCAUCUUGGAAAAUACCCACCUAUCCCCUCACCCAAAUAAUAAUAAUAAUGAUGAUGA